AUGGCUUGGACCUACAACACCACAGAUCCCGAUGCGCCUACCAUGGGCCACCAGAUCACGGGCGUUGCCAUCGCCCUUACGGUUCUCUCCUUCAUCACUGUUUGUUUGCGAACCUACGUCCGAGCCUUGAUUCUCAAGGCUAUCGGGUUCGAUGACUGGGUUAUCAUCAUCACAUGGGUCGCGGCGGCUGGUUUUGCGGUCGUGACAAUCGUUCAGACAAGAUGGGGCUUGGGAUUGGUAGAUAUGGCAGAUUUCCCAUCGCAAAACAUGUACAAUUUCAAUAUCCUUCAAUAUAUCGGCGCCCCUUUUUAUAUCUCGAGUAUAUUCGGCUUCAAGCUCGCCUUGCUCACCUCAUACCUUCGUUUUAUUCCCAAGGGCGGUUACAGGUACAUGACUCUGGGCGUCAUUGUCUCUUGCUUCCUCUUUCAUCUGUCAUUCUUGCUGGUGCAGCUGAAUCUCUGCCAACCCGCCGCAAAACAAUGGGAUUAUAGCAUCCCCGGCAAAUGUCUCAAAGGAGUGCCUUUUUAUACGAGCAUGGCGUCGCUAACGAUCGUUUUCGAUGUUACUGCUAUGCUCCUCCCAUUCCCGGUUCUUCUCAAAUCUCAAAUUCAGACGCGGAAAAAGGUCGUUCUACUCGGAAUGUUCGGACUCGGCCUCUUCAUCACCAUUAUCCAGAUUAUCCGCAUCCAGACGGUCAAGCGCCUCGUAAACCCCAUCGACUCCGCUCCUUUGAUUAUGUGGUCGACAGUUGAAAACAACCUCGGCAUCAUCGUCACAAACGUCCCGACUCUUGCGCCCUUAAUCAAGUACUUCAACGAGAGAUCGCGAGCCGGCAAUACCGGGAGCCGAACCCGUGGAACAGGAUAUCCGAAGGAGGUCGGAUCGCGCUACGCCCUUCAGACGUGGAGGACGGGCAAGAGCAAGGGGUGCGAGAAGUUGGACAGCAUAAACGACAUGGAACUCGGAAGCGUCGAGGGCCAUACGAGCAAGGACGCCAAUAACAGCACCGAGUUUAUUCUGGAUGGCGGUAUUACGAAGAGGACCGAUGUGGUUAUUUCGCGAGAAUAA
This is a messenger RNA of Neurospora hispaniola, 1068 nucleotides long. RefSeq lists its product as uncharacterized. The transcript has 5 exons. The record is from RefSeq and is a predicted model, not a curated record. Bases 1 to 1068 code for a protein of 355 amino acids. Lineage: Eukaryota; Fungi; Ascomycota; Sordariomycetes; Sordariales; Sordariaceae.